UUUAGUCGUUGAGGAUCCGCUCCUUGAACUACCAGAGUCUACCAUCGACAUGCGCUCGAAUGACUUCCUAUCUGACAGUCCUGCCGGAAGGGUGUUACAGAACGGCGAGCCCACAGUAGCCGUUCAGCUGACCCGGAUCACGAGCGCCGCCCUUGAGGAUCUUAGGUCAUUACAUGGCGAAGCAACUCCACAGGCGGAUGACGACGACUAUUACCGGAACUUAAAGAUCACUAGAGGUGUUGUGCGCGACUGUCUGGUGAAACUCAGGAAGAACGCUUUCACGCAUGUCGAGGUACGCGAAGAUAAUGAGUUCGCCCAAACUCGUGUGUUCAAGACAAUAUUUCGCAAACCACUCGUGUCGCCCGAACGCUGUCGUGUCGUGGAAUCCAAACACGGCUCAAGGUACGCUGCAUGCCUUGACCGUGAUCAUGGCGUCGUCCAUUGAUAUAGAGAUCGACUAUCUCGGCGGUGAACAGGCCACGCUGCAGAGCGGCGCAGGGCGGCGCAGACUUUUGCAACGUGAUUACGGCUUCCGUUGCGAGUGUCCGGCAUGUGGUAAUCCCGGCCGUAGGAAUAUCGAAGACGAUAACAGACGUAUGCAGGCUGGCGACCUGUUCCGCUCGAUUUAUUCCCACCCCGAAACAACGCCCGCGCUCACAGCCGUUAAUGCUGCCUUCGAACGUACCAGGACGACCCAAAUUGAGCAAUUGAGCCGAUACAUCACACUGUUGCCGCAACUUAAGCUCGUCGAUACGAAGCUUGCACGCGCUUAUGAAGCUCGAGCGAAGUUACCGUGAGCAGGGCGCAUGCAUCGCGGAGUACAGAUCGAAGAGCCCAAGGCUUACUAGACUGAGAAAGCUUUGUCCGCAGCGUACGGUUCAUUACCUCGCUCUCGCGAAGGACGACUGGCUUGCGGCGCAGAAGUUCUACAUGCGAUCUUU
Molecule: messenger RNA, 941 nt
Organism: Baudoinia panamericana UAMH 10762
Lineage: Eukaryota; Fungi; Ascomycota; Dothideomycetes; Mycosphaerellales; Teratosphaeriaceae
Exons: 1
Coding region: 285-797 (170 amino acids)
Source: RefSeq, a predicted model, not a curated record